Molecule: messenger RNA, 561 nt
Organism: Letharia columbiana
Lineage: Eukaryota; Fungi; Ascomycota; Lecanoromycetes; Lecanorales; Parmeliaceae
Exons: 5
Coding region: 1-561 (186 amino acids)
Biological process (GO): intracellular protein transport; vesicle-mediated transport
Cellular component (GO): cytoplasm
Molecular function (GO): GTP binding; GTPase activity
Source: RefSeq, a predicted model, not a curated record
AUGGGCGGCUCGGUCUCAAAGAUCAUGGGCAAAAUCUUCGGAUCGAAAGAAAUGCGCCUGCUCAUGCUGGGCUUAGAUGCCGCAGGGAAGACCACAAUCCUCUACAAGCUGAAGCUCAACUCCGACGUCACUACCAUCCCUACUGUCGGCUUCAACGUCGAGACUGUCACGUAUAAGAACGUCAAAUUCAACGUUUGGGAUGUGGGAGGACAGGAUAAGAUUCGGCCUCUCUGGAGGCACUACUUCUCUGGAACACAAGGUCUCAUCUUCGUCAUCGACUCGAACGACCGAUCAAGGAUAGACGAGGCGGGGAAAGAGCUACAUAAGAUCAUAUUGGAUAGGGAGAUGAAAGAGGCGCUGUUGCUGGUAUUUGCGAACAAGCAAGACAUACCAGGAGCAAUGACACCACAAGAAGUACAAGAGCGUCUGAAGCUUAGCCGGCUCAAAGACAGGAUCUGGUACGUAGUGCCGAGCUGCGCUACGACUGGUGAAGGUCUAUUUGAAGGCUUGGGCUGGCUAUCCAACAACGUCAAGACACCCCCGCAACGACAGGCCAGAUAA